Messenger RNA from Neomonachus schauinslandi (Hawaiian monk seal), 4116 nucleotides. It is a transcript of the gene NUAK1, whose product is annotated as NUAK family kinase 1. Lineage: Eukaryota; Metazoa; Chordata; Mammalia; Carnivora; Phocidae. Gene Ontology annotation, biological process: protein phosphorylation; intracellular signal transduction; microtubule cytoskeleton organization. The record is from RefSeq and is a predicted model, not a curated record. Bases 389 to 2401 code for a protein of 670 amino acids. Gene Ontology annotation, molecular function: ATP binding; tau-protein kinase activity; protein serine/threonine kinase activity. The transcript is spliced from 7 exons. Gene Ontology annotation, cellular component: cytoplasm.
GCCCCCGCCCCGUCUGUGCGUCCUCCCGGGGAGGGGUCGGGGGGCGCGGCGCCCCACAUAACACUCCCCCGCCUGCGCUCGGAGCCACCCCUCUCCCCUCCCUCCUGCAAACACCGCCGCCUCCCCUGCCACCGCCGCCACCUCGCCCGACGCUCCGCAGCUCGCCGCGGCCGGGGGGCGGUGCGCGGACCGUGCGCGCCGGGGGCGCCAGAUGUGCAGUCCGCGCCGCCGCCAGUGACCGAGCCGCAGCCCGAGCGGGAUCGGGCCGCCUCCCCAAUGCUGCGGGGGCGACCUUGAGCGCGCCCCGGCUUCCUCGGCGGGGACCCCGACACCGCGAACGCUGUGCCCAGUCCUGCCCUCUCCAGCCCAGCUCGCCCUGCGUUCCGACAUGGAGGGGGCCGCUGCUCCCGCGGCCGGGGACGGCCCCGACUUGCGGCCGGGGGCUCCGGGCUCUCCCCCGGAGGUGGUGGCGGGGGCCACCGCAGCCCCCGCGGCGGCGGCGGCGGCGGCGGCCCCGGAGCCCAGGAAGCCGCACGGGGUGAAGCGGCAUCACCACAAGCACAACUUGAAGCACCGCUACGAGCUGCAGGAGACCCUGGGCAAAGGCACCUACGGCAAAGUCAAGAGGGCCACCGAGAGGUUUUCGGGUCGAGUGGUUGCUAUAAAAUCCAUUCGUAAGGACAAAAUUAAGGAUGAACAAGACAUGGUUCACAUCAGACGGGAGAUUGAGAUCAUGUCAUCCCUCAACCAUCCUCAUAUCAUCAGUAUUUAUGAAGUGUUUGAGAACAAAGAUAAGAUUGUGAUCAUCAUGGAGUACGCAAGCAAGGGCGAGCUGUACGAUUACAUCAGCGAGCGGAGACGCCUCAGCGAGAGGGAGACCAGGCACUUCUUCCGGCAGAUUGUCUCUGCUGUGCACUAUUGUCACAAGAACGGCGUGGUCCACCGGGACUUGAAGCUGGAAAACAUCCUGCUGGAUGACAACUGCAAUAUUAAGAUUGCUGACUUCGGGCUUUCCAACCUGUACCAGAAGGACAAGUUCUUGCAAACCUUUUGUGGGAGCCCACUCUACGCUUCUCCUGAGAUUGUCAAUGGGAGACCUUACCGGGGGCCAGAGGUGGACAGCUGGGCCCUGGGCGUGUUGCUUUACACUCUAGUUUACGGAACAAUGCCCUUCGAUGGUUUCGAUCACAAAAACCUCAUUCGGCAGAUCAGCAGCGGAGAGUACCGGGAGCCUACGCAGCCGUCAGACGCCCGAGGACUCAUUCGGUGGAUGCUGAUGGUGAACCCCGAUCGCCGGGCCACCAUCGAGGACAUCGCCAACCACUGGUGGGUGAACUGGGGCUACAAGAGCAGCGUUUGUGACUGUGAUGCGCUCCACAACUCCGAGUCGCCGCUCUUGGCUCGCAUCAUCGACUGGCACCACCGUUCCACAGGGCUGCAGGCUGAGGCCGAAGCCAAAAUCAAGGGCCUGGCCAAGCCCGGGGCCUCCGAGGUCAUGCUGGAGCGGCAGCGGUCCCUGAAAAAGUCCAAGAAAGAGAACGAUUUUGCCCAGUCCGGCCAGGACUCGGUGCCCGAGAGCCCAUCCAAGCUGAGUUCCAAGAGGCCCAAAGGGAUCCUGAAGAAGCGAAGCAACAGUGAACAUCGUUCCCACAGCACUGGCUUCAUCGAAGGCGUCGUGAGCCCUGCCUUACCCUCUGCUUUCAAGAUGGAGCCCGACUUGGGCCGGACCGCCGUGCCCCUCCCAAGCCCCCCUGAGGCGGAGGUGCCGGGCAAGCUCAGCCCCAAGCAGUCGGCCACGAUGCCCAAGAAGGGCAUCUUGAAGAAGACCCAGCAGAGAGAGUCAGGUUACUACUCGUCCCCGGAGCGCAGUGAGUCUUCGGAGCUGUUGGACAGUAACGACGGGCUGGGCAGUGGCCUCCCUUCCCCCAGCCCCCCGGACCCCACCAGGGGGACGUCCCACGGCCUCUCGUGCCGCAGGAAGGGCAUCUUGAAACACAAUAGCAAGUACUCAGCAGGGACCACGGACCCGGCCCUCGUCAGCCCUGAAAUGCCCACACUGGAAUCCUUGCUGGAGCCCGGCGUCCCCGCCGAGGGCCUCUCCCGGAGCUACAGCCGGCCCUCCAGCGUCAUCAGUGACGACAGCGUCCUGUCCAGCGACUCCUUCGACUUGCUGGAUUUGCAGGAGAAUCGCCCUGCCCGCCAGCGCAUCCGCAGCUGCGUCUCUGCUGAAAACUUCCUCCAGAUCCAGGACUUUGAGGGGCUCCAGAACCGGCCCCGACCCCAGUACCUGAAGCGGUACCGGAACCGGCUGGGAGACAGCAGCUUCUCCCUCCUCAUGGACAUGGACGAUGUGACUCAGGUCUACAAGAAAGCGCUGGAGAUCUGCAACAAGCUUAACUAGCUCCCCGGGGAUGGUGGGGCUGGGUUGUGGGUGGGUUCGGGGGAGGCGUGGGAGCAAUGACUUGUGCUAGUGAGCUGGUUACCUCUUUGCUGGCCUGUGACAAUAUGCUGAGAAAGGAUUGGUGCCAUCUUGGUUGGCCCAGUUUGCAGCCUUGAGCCAACACCUGAAAGGGAGAAGUGGGCUCUCUGCCAGUCCUGCCAACUGCCAGUCAGAAUUUGGGUCCUAACUGGCAUUUACUUUGUGGCACCUCCUAGAGGACCAGCUGUCCAGGGGAGGUGGUGUUGGCCAGCACGAAGAGGGUGGGUAGGAAGCAUAUGGGAGAGGGAACAUAUCCCUAAAAGUCAUCCAAAUGCUUCUGGAGGAAGGGCAAGAGAGACUGGGGCCAUCUGCCUUGGAUGAGCUCAGAACUUGCUUCUUCCCUCCUCACAUGAGCUGGCUUGGUCUGACUGCAUGGGGUUGGCAAGUAGAUUUCAGCCACCUGAACUUGCAUCGGUGAUUGAUUGAUAGUGGCUGCUGGGUGUGCUGGUGUGAGUAGCCUAGACGCAUGGGAAGGAGUGCUGUGAUUGAAUAGCAAUGGCUGCCUUGGGAAACGGAAGGGGGGCAGUAGCACUCAUGCCAUGCGGUGGCCAUCCUUGACACGGCUAAGCCUUGAAAGUGUUGGGUUGAGGCAUCCUGUGGGAUCUAUGCUUGUCUUUCAUGCCACUCACGUGGCCUUUGUUAAUUUGCUACUCUACCUGGAAUGGAAGACAGGGUCUCGGGCAGAGUGAGAAUGCUCUGAACACUGCUAAGGACUUAAGAGUCAGCCCGUGGUGAUUUUUGGGCUUCUUGCUGUCUCCCACUUCUUUCCUGAUGUCUGCCUUGCUCUUCAGCACAAUCUCCCGAGGAUGGACAGGGAAAAGAAUGGUGGUGUCAGAGGUCAAAACUCUGGUGUGUAACAGAGCUUGGGACCCUCUGUGGUCUUUGUGCAGAUGAAUGGAAAUUGAUGCACACCAGCAAGAGGGCAACUUGUCAAUUUCUUUAACAUCUCACUGUUAACUGGAAUGCUGCCUCUUGGGUUCUCACCUGCAUGAAUCAGAUGUGACGCUGUCCACAGUCUCCAAGGAGUAACUGGCUCAACCAUUUACCCUGUUUACUAAUAGCAAACGGUUUCCCCAUCCACCAAGUGUAGAAUCCACAGAGGCGGGUGAGUUUGCUUCUAGGGAGUUAGUGUGUAGGUGGGAUAUUUGGAUGAGGAAAGGAAGGUAGGCAUAAGGUGCUCCCCCCAUAUCUAGGGAUUCUGUCAUGGGUUUGAAGUCCUAGACUCUGGGGGAAAAGAAAGUUCCACCCAUUCAAAUGAAUAAGGUGUUGAAAGAGCACAGUGGGUUGGGAGGAAGCAUACAGAAGAGGGAAUAUUUCCCAAGAAGCCAGCCAGAUGGUUCUGGAGGAGGCAGGAAAGAGGUAUAGCAGGACUCUUAUCAUAAAAAGUAAUAUAACUAGGUAUUCAACUUCUAGACACCCAGAUUACAGGUGAUAAGAUGUCAGUCCCACAAAGGGACAUCUUCAGAUACUGGGUUUGGAAUUCAUGGUCUCAUUGGGGAAUCUGGGAUGACUUCAGAUCCUACUGGCCUGGGCAAAUUGAAAGACUUGUUUCAAGAUGGUCGACCUCUGCUAGCCACAAAAAUAUAUAAGGAGGACUAGUCUUGGGGGGGGGGUGGGUAUUUUUGGGAAAACCAACA